Molecule: messenger RNA, 2187 nt
Organism: Drosophila innubila
Lineage: Eukaryota; Metazoa; Arthropoda; Insecta; Diptera; Drosophilidae
Product: trichohyalin-like
Exons: 2
Coding region: 122-1939 (605 amino acids)
Source: RefSeq, a predicted model, not a curated record
CAAUGAACACGCAUCAUAAAUACACUUUAAAUACAAUUUAUAAACUCAAUAGAUCGAUAGAAUACCGCGUUAUUUACAACUUGGCCUACACGUUUUUAAUACUAAUUAAUUUUUAGUCAAGAUGCAAGUACAGUUGAAUAAGGCGUGCCUGGGAAAGGCCGGACACUCGAUUUUCCUGAAGAAACGCACACUCCAACCGGUUGUGAUCUCUGCGAAACGGUUUAACGCCAUUAUGGACCGAUCCCAAAUGGCCCAAAAGCAUGAGAAAUUGGCGGCAGAUGAUGAGGAACAUCGAUAUAUGCAGUAUCUGAAGGAGGGUAACGAUCAGUUGUGCAGUCAGUUCAAGAACAUGGGUCACAUGUCCCUCGAGGAGGAGAAACAGGCGAAACUGGAUCUGGAAAUAAAAGAAGAUGAAAUCAGAAGAAAGCAAGUCAAGAAGGAGGACGAACAGCAUCGCAAGGAACGCAUCAUGCGCGCAAAUCGCAUAUUGGAGAACCUGAAAUCGGGACAACGAUCCCUGCAUCACGCCCUGGUCGAGAGUGAGAUGACCUACCAGCGAAAGUUCAAUGAGAAUCUUAAUCGUGAGAUUGCCGAGGAUGCACUGCGUCAGCAGCGACUAGACGAGGCACAAUGUCCGCUGAUGUUGAUUCCCUUCUGUGGCGUCACCGAGGACCAGGAGAAAGCGGUGCAGGAGAAGAAAGCGCUCGCCAUUCGAGAACACUUCGUCAAGGAACUCGCCGAGAGGCAUCAGCAGCGACUUGACGAGAAGGAGCAAAAGGAUUCUGAAGUGAUCAUUGAACGGGCACAGUACAAAUGCCUGCAAGAUGUGGAAGAAAGACUCGCCAAGAAGCUGGCGGAAAGUAAACGCGAGUUCUGUCGUCGUGCCUAUCAGGAUGCGAUAAAGGAGAAGGCCGAGAGAGCGAAUUAUGAAAAUAUUUGCGACGCGAUCGACGAUCGUGUAAUUUGUGUUGAUCAGGUGAAGCGUCGUAAACUGGAUACGCGUUCGGGUCAGGAUAUCAAGGCGAUACGUGAGAAAGAAAUACGUGAUCGUGAAGCACUUGCCGUACAACUCUGCCGUGAGCAACAGGCGAAGAAGCGACAAGACGAGGAACAUCAACGUGAGCUUGUGGAACGCCAUGAUUCGGAGGUUCAAGCGGAUGAAACACGACGACUUUGUCGGUUGGAUGAGUUGCGCAAGGAACGCAUUGCCUACCAAAAGGAGGAGCGUAAACAGGACGAGGAAAAACGCAAACGUGCUGAUCAAAUUCAUCGCUUCCAUGUAGCGGAACGGUUCAAGAACCAGGACACCAACAGACGGUUCGCAAUCAGCCAGAAAUAUAAGAAAGAUGAUGAAACUACAAAACUGCGCAACAUUCUCUAUGGCCAGCGAGAUGAGUUCCUGCAGCGACGCGAAGAUGAGCUAAUGAGAAUCUCCGCCUGCGAAGAUGAUCCUUAUCUGCACGAGGAUGUUGGCUUCUUCGAUGAUGCGGUUAACAUGAUUUCCCAUGCCCGGCAGGGAGGACGUUCCGUAUAUCCCAUGGCCAAGGCAGUUGAAGUUUAUCGUCGCAAAAAUAACAUUGAUAUGGAACCCGAGGGUCGAAUGGUGCGUCGAAGCAAACUGCGCGAUUAUUGCUGGCCAGGAUUUCACUCCAAGGCGGAUUUGGCCUAUAGAAAGUAUGAUCAGCGGGAGGAGUGUCGCCAGCGACAGGAGAACAAUCGUCAUGGCAUCUUUGCCAAGUGUAUUAAAAUCACAAAAAUGGCUGCCGAGGAGAAACCAUAUAAGAAAUGUCCAAUGGAGUGUCCAGUCAAGUGUUUCCAGCAUUGCGGACUGCCUGCAAUCGACGAUGUCGAUUCCUUCGAUUGUGGCAGCAAUGUGUGCUACGAGGACGAUCCUCCACCAAUUCCCUGUACAAGUAAUACCCAGGGUAUCAAAUUAUGAUUAAGAUUUAGCUCUUAACAAGUAAAUACUUAACAAACGACAAAAAAAUACUAAUAAUUCAUACUUUUAAACUUUUACAACCAAAAAUAUGCAGAGUCUAGAAAGAGAAGGAAAAGCAAUCAAAACAGAAUUCUUCACUCAACCAAUUGAUGUUUGAUAUGAAGGACCUGCGAGUCCUUAGCUACAGUUAUGUCUCCAAUGGAGCUAUCAAAUAAUAUGACAAUUAACUAAAGAUUAAUUUUCCUCGA